AUGCUGUUCGUCGACAAGUACAGGCCGAAGGCCCUCUCGGAGCUCCACUACCACCACGAUCUGUCGAAGCGCCUUUCGUCCUUGGCCGGCCAUGAAGACUUCCCGCACGUCCUCAUGUACGGACCAUCAGGAGCAGGCAAAAAGACACGCAUCGCAUGUCUCUUACGAGAGCUUUACGGCUCUGGAACAUACAAGCUCAAGAUCGACCAGCGUGUCUUUGUCACACCCUCGAACCGCAAGAUCGACGUCAACAUUGUCUCAUCCAACUAUCAUAUCGAACUCACUCCAUCAGAUGCAGGCAUCUACGAUCGACUCGUGAUCCAGGACAUCCUCAAGGAGAUCGCACAGACCCAGAACGUCGAUCUCAACGCGAAACACAGGUUCAAGGUGGUGGUGAUCAACGAGGCCGACUCGCUCAGCAGAGAUGCUCAAAGCGCACUGCGAAGGACCAUGGAGAAGUACAUGGCCAACUUGCGGCUGGUGCUGUGCGCGACGAGCACGAGCAAGAUCAUCGCGCCCAUCCGAUCUCGUUGCUUGCUCCUUCGAGUCGGAGCCCCUUCAGACGAUGAGGCGAGUAUUCAUUCCGCCCGCGAGGGUCUUUUCGCGAGCAAGGAGCGCUUCACCAUUCCGGACGCUGUACAGACGCAGAUCUGCGACGACUGCAACGGCAAUCUGCGCAAAGCCAUGCUGGUGCUCGAGGCGCUCCGCAUGCAGUCGCCCGACCUCUCCGCCGGCAUCGGUAUCGCCAAACCGGACUGGGAGAUCUACAUCACCAAGACCGCCGACCUCAUCCUCUCGGAUCCAUCGCCACAAAACCUGCUAGCUGUCCGCUCCAAACUCUACGAGUUACUGGUGCACGCCAUUCCGCCUACACUCAUUCUCAAGCAUCUCACAGACAACCUCGUCAAAAAGGUAGAUAGCCAGGUCCGACCUGCCAUUGUUCAGAAGGCGGCGUUCUACGAGCUCCGAACGCGCACCGGAUCCAAAGUCAUCUUCCACCUCGAGGCGUUCGUGGCCGCCGUCAUGCACAUUCAAAAGAGCUUCCUGCUCGGCAUGGGCUGGGACGACUAG
Messenger RNA from Moesziomyces antarcticus, 1071 nucleotides. RefSeq names its product subunit of DNA Replication factor C. Gene Ontology annotation, cellular component: Ctf18 RFC-like complex; Elg1 RFC-like complex; nucleus. The coding region runs from base 1 to 1071 and encodes 356 amino acids. The record is from RefSeq and is a predicted model, not a curated record. Gene Ontology annotation, molecular function: ATP hydrolysis activity; DNA clamp loader activity; DNA binding. The transcript is spliced from 3 exons. Gene Ontology annotation, biological process: DNA-templated DNA replication; DNA repair. Lineage: Eukaryota; Fungi; Basidiomycota; Ustilaginomycetes; Ustilaginales; Ustilaginaceae.